Molecule: messenger RNA, 2351 nt
Organism: Rattus rattus (black rat)
Lineage: Eukaryota; Metazoa; Chordata; Mammalia; Rodentia; Muridae
Gene: Zdhhc7
Product: zinc finger DHHC-type palmitoyltransferase 7
Exons: 6
Coding region: 45-971 (308 amino acids)
Biological process (GO): peptidyl-L-cysteine S-palmitoylation; protein targeting to membrane
Cellular component (GO): Golgi apparatus; endoplasmic reticulum
Molecular function (GO): protein-cysteine S-palmitoyltransferase activity
Source: RefSeq, a predicted model, not a curated record
GCCUCACCCGCUCUCACCACCUCUGCAGGGGGUGCCAGGGAAUCAUGCAGCCGUCAGGACACAGGCUCCGGGACAUUGAGCACCAUCCUCUCCUGACUGACAAUGACAAUUACGACUCUGCGUCCUCCUCGUCCUCCGAGGCUGACAUGGCAGACAGGGUGUGGUUCAUCCGAGAUGGCUGUGGCAUGGUCUGUGCUGUCAUGACAUGGCUUCUGGUCGUCUAUGCAGACUUCGUGGUGACCUUCGUCAUGCUGCUGCCUUCCAAAGACUUCUGGUACUCCGUGGUGAACGGGGUCCUCUUCAACUGCUUGGCGGUGCUCGCGCUGUCCUCCCACCUAAGAACCAUGCUCACUGACCCGGGGGCUGUCCCCAAAGGCAACGCCACGAAGGAGUACAUGGAGAGCUUGCAGCUGAAGCCGGGCGAGGUGAUCUACAAGUGCCCCAAGUGUUGCUGCAUCAAGCCAGAGCGUGCCCACCACUGCAGUAUCUGCAAGAGGUGCAUUCGAAAGAUGGACCACCACUGCCCGUGGGUGAACAACUGUGUGGGAGAGAAGAACCAGCGCUUCUUCGUGCUCUUCACCAUGUACAUAGCCCUGUCUUCAGUCCAUGCUCUGAUUCUCUGCGGGCUUCAGUUCAUCUCUUGCGUCCGAGGGCAGUGGACAGAGUGCAGUGACUUCUCUCCUCCCAUAACUGUAAUCCUGUUGGUCUUCCUGUGCCUUGAGGGCCUCCUGUUCUUCACUUUCACCGCAGUCAUGUUCGGCACCCAGAUCCACUCAAUAUGCAAUGACGAAACUGAGAUCGAGAGGCUGAAGAGUGAGAAGCCUACGUGGGAGCGAAGGCUGCGGUGGGAAGGGAUGAAGUCCGUCUUCGGGGGCCCUCCCUCCCUCCUCUGGAUGAACCCCUUUGUGGGCUUCCGAUUCAGGCGGCUGCAGAUGAGGACCAGGAAAGGAGGCCCCGAGUUCUCCGUAUGAGCCUUCAGGGCAGGAUGUCUGCAGACAUCAUACUCAGUGGCCGCAAGCACAGCAGCCUGUGGGCAGACGGAGCCGGCCAGCAGACGGGGCCACAGGCACUUGUCAUUUCUGUGUGUACUGCCAGGAGACGCAGUCCCGGGAGGCCAUCCUGACCAUCCUGACCCAGGAUGUCUCGUGGGCCGCGAGCACCCGAGCACAGGUGCCGUUGCUUCUCAGUCAUGAAGGAAGCCAGCACAGCAGCUGCUGGGGUCCUGCUGGCCCACCCCCAGCGCACUUCUUACUGGAAGGGGUUUCCACAGAGACUCUGGCUUGGAGGGCUCUGACACCUAGCACUGAACAGUCAAAGCGGCUUCCAGAACACUCCCUGCUGCCCCAGAACGGGCAUCCUUUGACCCUUCCAGCAAGUGUGUGUGUGCUCAUCUGUGUGUCUGUGUGGCGUGUGUGCGUGAGCAUGUGUCGGAAUCAGCAGUGUUGUUCAGGCACGCGUGUGGUAGACAAGCUGUCUUUCAGACUCCAGUGUUUCAGGGAAGUGGGACGCACUGCUGGCCCUUGCUGGCCUCCUAUGAAUGUACCCUACAGUGUCCAGAUCCAAAGAACAGGCAUGCCUGCGCAUGGGCCCGGCCUCCUGCUUUUACUUCACUGAAGACUUAGUGUCUGAGGGCGUGGAGCCAAACUAGCCACUGCAACCUUCUCUCAACAAGGAAAGUGGUAGCCCUGUGCUGAGACCCAGCACUGGGGGGCAGGGGCUGUGGGGAGCUCAGCAUGAGAAGCCGCCUUGGGCCCCUUUGGAGAGGUGCUGCAGGGUGAGACAGCCCGGUGCCUGAGCUGUCAAGAGUGGGGACAUGUGACUAUUUCUCUACCCAUGGCACUUCAGUCAGUGGACCCUUGGUGUGGGCUUAGAAUUAUGUCAGCACACACAGCUCCCCUCAGGGGACUUGCCUUAAACUCGUAGGUUGUCCUUUGCUGCUGGGUGAAAGCAGUCCGACAGAAGCUGGGGACUUCCGAGAGUGUUCUCCCAUGCAGACACCAGUGUUUCCCUUCUGGGACCAGCUGCCUUUCUGUCCCCGUGACACCAUGACUGUUCUUUCGGUGUCAGUCGCUUGUGCCCUGCCCUUGUCUGGGCUCCUAUGCUACUGAGGUGAACCCGGGGGACCUGAGCCCUCUCAUGCAGUGAGCAAACUCUGGGGCCCGAGUCCCUGCAGAGGGACAUUGUGGCUUCAGAUUGUCUCUGCGUUCCUUUGCACAUGUGUCUGGGCAUGUAGGCUCUGGCAGUCUCACCCUCCAGUGUGGAGUCCGUGGCGGUGAAUCCAAGCUGAGUAUACUUGACUUUUCAAUUCCUCAGUGUGAUUUUCUAUGAAAUAAAGUAACCCGUCCACAGUU